AGAGGAAACAGCACCAUCUUAUACAGUCUGAAAUGUGUGAAAUGUCUCACAGGGCGUCCGUCUGCUGAUAGAGAAUGGACACGAAAUUAAUCCUCAUUUUUGUGCUUCAGUUUCAAGCAGGCAUCAGUGUAACAACCACCUAUCUCUACUACAGAGCUGGAGAUGAUGCCACUCUGCCCUGUGCCACUGCAUCACCCUCUGACACAACAUGCUCCAUCGUUACAUGGCUGAAUAUCAGAAAUCAAUUUCCGUUGUCUGCUGAGGUCUUGAAUGGAAAUGUUGUGAAGAGCUCAGCCCGAGCUGCCAGGCUGAGUGUGGACACUGGCUGCUCUUUGGUCAUUUACAACGUAACUGCUGAGGAUGUUGGUCACUACACCUGUCGGCAGGGGAGGAGCACUGAUCAUGAUGCAGUCGUGUAUUUAAAUGUUCUGACAAUCUCUCCAUCUCCACCAGACGCUGAUCCAAAGAGGGACGGUGAAGUCACAUUAGAGUGCUCUCUGUUGAGACACAGAAGCCUCGGUCCUUGUCCACAGAACAGCUUCCGCUGGGUGAAUGAGACAGGAGCUGUGCUGCUUGGUGAAGGUGUCGGGUACAAGUUCCUCAGACAGACAGAAUGUGUCUCUGCUCUGACUGUGAAGCGUCAGAGUGGCAACAACAGGAAAUACACCUGCCAGUUUGUUGAUAACAACAAAGUAGAGAUAGAGGCUGACUACACACCUGACUUCACAGAACCCACUUCUUUUAAUCAGACCUACAUCAUCAUCGGUGCAGUGGUCGGGAUGGUGGUAGUGCUGGUCGUCAUCGCUGCUGCUCUCAUCAAAUACAAGAGGAGAGCUAAAGUCACAGAGGAUGUUCACAAACCAACUCAACACCCUGGUGAGCCAGAGAGCAGUCUGACAUAUGUCACUGUUAACCAUGCUAACCAACGGGCCUCUCCACACAAAAAGGUCAGAACGGAGGAAGUGACGUAUUCAACAGUCAAAUACUGAAGAUGGAAGCAGAGAAUGAUCCCAGCAGCCUCUACAGCCAUGUCAGCAAACCAAAAUACAUCAGAGGAAGUGAGACUUCUCAUGACGUUUUAUAAUUAGAACCACACAUUGAGUUGUUGUUUCAACUUUGUGCAGGAUUUGCUUUGUUUAGCAUUAAGCCAGAUGUUCUAUUAAAAUGCACACUGUUGGACUUGGUGUUCUAUUGACUAGUUUAGGAUUUUAAAAGGCAAAACCCAUUAACCAGAAUCGGCAGCAUGGUUGUGCCUUAACAGAAGUGUCAUUAUAAGUUCUGAUUGCCAUAGACUGCAUCUUUAUAAGCAGGCAAAAAUGAUUUUUUUGGACAAAAGAAGAAGGUGCCAAGCAUUACAGUCCAUAAUGUGUUUCAGUUUUCUCCCAAUGUUUCUCUUAAGUUUGGAUGUUGGGUUUUGCAACUCAAAAUAAUGACAAGUGAAAGUGAAAAGUCAAACAUGUUCUUGCUGAAAUAGAAAUGUUAUUGCACUGUUUAUGUGAAUAUUUUGUAAAUUUAGAAUUGUUCAGGAAUUUUAUUAUGUAAUAAUUUUCCUGUCAUAUCGCAUUAGCACUGCUAUGAUGUCCAGUAAAAAGAUUCAGAUGGA
Molecule: messenger RNA, 1603 nt
Organism: Epinephelus fuscoguttatus (brown-marbled grouper)
Lineage: Eukaryota; Metazoa; Chordata; Actinopteri; Perciformes; Serranidae
Exons: 7
Coding region: 75-989 (304 amino acids)
Biological process (GO): positive regulation of ERK1 and ERK2 cascade; T cell activation; interleukin-15-mediated signaling pathway
Cellular component (GO): membrane raft; external side of plasma membrane
Molecular function (GO): protein tyrosine kinase binding; MHC class II protein binding
Source: RefSeq, a predicted model, not a curated record